CUUUAUGGCCCUACUCGACGGGACUCGAUAUCGAAAUCCAUUGCUACCGCCGCUGCUGCUUAUCCAUUGGCUAGCUAUCCAUCGGCAGGCAACUGCUUUUGCGACUAUGCGGCUGUGAUGUUAUGUGCUUUGCUACGCCGUGUUUCCCUAGCCAUCAGUGACGAGUGGCAAUGGCAGUCGUGCCGUACCUUAUGACUGCCAGCAGUAGCCAGCGUGUUAUACUAGUUGGUACGAGUUGUGAUUAUAAUGCACGAGUGUUAUAUAUGGGCGAUAAUAUGAUUGAUGACCAGCCGGAGCCUGACAAGCAGUCGUCUCCAGUAAAGCAAUAGGCAGCCGUUGCUUAUCGUGUUUCUCCAGUGUUGUCCAGUGCUGCUGGAUUCAGCGGGCCGCUGUUUUGUACCGUUUUUGUUGUUCACUCUUUUGAGAAAUCGUGCGUGAGUCGUGUGUGUGCUGAAAUCGGAAUUCUGUUUGCCGCCCCUUUGCCGUCGAUCAGCCAUCUAGCUAGAGCUAAGACUCAGGAUCAAUGGCUAAUUGCACGACGAUACCGACUCUAACCAGGCAGAAUACAGUUUCAUAUCAUAAACCACCCGCUACGACUUCGACUACUGCUACAGCAGCAGCAUAAGCAGCAGCAGCACCGUCGCUGGCGUAGCCAUAAGCGUAACGGUGCGGUUGCUGCCGCCGAACUCGAGGUGAAAGCUGGUGCAACGGUUAGCGACGCCGCUCAAUCGGGUGUCGAUUCAUUUUACCAUGGUUGUGUGUACCUCUUUCUACCAUGCUGUGUGCUUUCACUUGUGAGUCCGUCUGUCGGUGUGUUUGUCAGAGUGUGUAUGCAUAGGGCUAUUUGCUCCUGUGUUUCGUCAUAUACAUCGAGUCAGAUUUUGUGUUAGCUUGGCUACCCCUCUCCCCGAACGACGGAGGCUAUUACGCCGGAAUAUUCAAUACGGAUGAUUGGUGGCGAUGAGGGGGGAUGGACAAAGAGCUAGAUUCGUCAUCGUUGAAUUUGUGCAAGAUUUUUGCCUGAAAAUCAGUGAAAGAUAAGCCAAACCUUCGAGUGCCUUCGGACAGAUCUUUGGGUGUACGAUCUGUCUGAUCCGGGUUGUGUGUGAGUGCCCCUGUGUUCUUAGGUUCCUAAUGCAGGUUAUUUGGUUGUUGUCGUAAGUUUCGUCGUCGUCGUCGUCGCUGCCAUCGCCGCCUUUGGCGUCGUCGUCGUCUUCGGAGUAAUCCCUCCUCCAUGGCUAGAUUGGGCGAACCAAUAGUUAGCUAGUCAGCCAGCCACUAGCUAGUCUUUCGUGUCAUCGGCCCGUGUUAACGUGCCCGCCGAGUCGCUCGGCCCGAGACCAUCGCUUCUGUGGGCGAAAACCAAUAUUGCGAUGGCUAUUAAAAGGCAGACCACUACUAUGGCGACAACUAAUAUUAAUGUUGCUGCUACCGUUUCUGCUAAUAGUCAAUAUUAGGUUGGAUGCGUCGACUGGACCGCCACUGCUGCCACUAUUAGCGCGACUGCCGUCACCGCGGUUGCUAAACACGGGAUUGCCCCAAUCAUAUUGUUGAGUGUUAUUAGCGACAUUCGGAUGUAAUCUCAAAUGUGUGUGGCGUUGUGAGCCUGUGCCUAGAGUGUGCGUGAGUCCGGUGAGUGAAUGAAUGUGUGCAUGUACAGCGGAUGGAUGCGGUGUGCUCUUUUGGCGGCUGGUCUACGUACGUCUCAGAUUUGCUGUGGUUGUGUUUUAAUAGUGUGAUCUUCCUCGUUGUCGUUGUGCGACGCGCUGUGUGUCUCGUACCGUAGUCUUCUGUAUGGGCACUGCUGUUGAAUGCGGGGUGAGCAGCAUCCAUCCCAGUGCCUUAGGCCUUCCCUUGCUGAUGUCUCAUCAUCGAACGGUAGCUGCAGCAGCGACAGCGGCAGCGGCGCCACUACUAUCGCCGUCACCACCAUCAGCAACAAUAACAGCAGCAGCGGUUAAAGCCGGAGUUAAUCAUUGCGGAUACGUGAGAGCGUGACUGUGAGUGUCACGGGUGGUUCACUGGUGUCUCGCGCGUUGUGGUACAAUCUCAUCCCCAGUCCAUCCCAGCCCCAUCUUGCGACUUGUAGCUUCGACUUAGUGAUCAGUUCGUCUGUUGAUGUCGUCUCUAUUUGGUCAAUUGUAAUGGUUUUAGUUGUAGCGAUUAAGCAAUUAAUUUCCUACUAGCACCAAACAGAUAGGAGUGUGUGAUUGUUGCUGCCGCCACUGCUUUUCAUAGUAAUUAAUUGCCGGACCUAGCCCAGUCGAACUGGGUCGGCGUUUUAUUAUACAUGCCCAUAGAGACGGUAAUAUGCUCCAGCUUUCCUGUGCGAUCGAAACAACAACUACAACCAACUACUAUUACUACGGCUACUCGUAACGAUGUCUAGAGCAGCAGCGGCAGCGUCAGACAACAGAAGAUAGGGCAGUCGCCAUCGUCGCCACCUCCAUCGACCCUACGUCAGUCCAUUCGUCCGUUCAUCAGUUCCGUCUCGUUCCGUUUCGCUCCAUAAUGCGGCCGGUGGCGGCCUUCGGUUCCCAACGUGGCACGCUGAUCUUGUGCCUGUCGCUUUGGUCUGCCUUGCUGCCCGUUGUUUGACGCCUCGGCCUUUCUUGGCCGCGGCUGCCGCUUGCGAGGCGCUGACCCAACGUGCACAGUUGGUCUGUGUGUGCUGCGGCGCCAGCAUCAGCUAUAGUAGGAACAGUGGUGUACUUCUCCGUGCUGUUCAGCUCCCCCCGCUGUUGUGUUGACUGGGGCCGAAAGGAGCCACUGACCUGGCUGGUAAUACUGCUGCAGCAACCGCCACCGUCGCUGCCACCGCGUUGCAGCAGCAGUGGCGGCGGCGACUACUAUUGCUACGACCGUCACCACCAUGGCCGUCAAUAACAGCACCAGCAGCAUCGUUGUUUAUUUGAGAGAAUCGUCUCGUUGCGCUGUGGCGACGUCGAUUGAGGCUGCAGUGCACGUCUGUCCACAAUCACAAGUUCAAGCAAAGCGUUCAAUUUGAAACUGUGUUCUCCGUUCGUUCUUCCUGUUGUUGCCGUUGUCGUCCCUAUUGUUGUUGUUGAUGUUGUUGUCAGAACGGCAGUUCUUGUCAACUUUGUGCACCGCUGGCCUGAUUUACUGCUGCAUUGGCAAUCGCGACUAAACAUAUCAAUGUACUGCUUGAUAUAGUUCGAGAGUAUGUGACACGGCAGUGCCUAAGAGUUUUGCGGGCGCGCUCCAGCGACAACGGUGGCAAAUCGCGAUUUAGAUUUGAGGAACUCGGAUUGGCCAGCUUGACGUUGAGCCGCUCGGCGGCAAUGGUUCGUGGAAUUCGUCGUCACCAAGGGCUGACGUAGCCAACAUCGUGCGGCAGAUAGAGUUAGGUUAAAAUGACGAGCAAAGUGGCGUGCGAUCCAGUGGCGUAAGCGAUGAUGACUGCAGCGUGUUAUUGCAGAUCAAAUACAUGUGCUACGUACAGUCUCCGACAACGGAUUAUGAUAAACAGUCAGACGAUAUGUUUCUGUGCGAGCAGGAGUGAAUUAACUCAGGCCAGGACAGACAAACCUGUAGACAUCUGUCCGAAAAUCGCAGAAGAAAACGAACACGAAGAGGAACACAAAAAGAAGAACUUCAUUCAGCUCACGAGCAAACGCAGCGCUCUGAGUUAAUGGAAGGCAUUGUACAUAGUAAAGUAAUAUAAACCGAAGAGUGGCUGAUAUACGGCCGGCCGGUGAGAUUUCCGCCGGUACCUGACGCGACAUAAUGCUUAAGCUGCGGAGCAAUCGUUAACCGUCGAGCUCAGCGGUCGGUUCCGUAGAGGCCAUGGCGGACUAUCAAAUGUCCAUGGGCCCCGGAGCCGACGGCCAGUAUGGCCAGGCGGAGGGCUCGGCUAUGGAUCAGAUGAUGUCCCAGAUGGGGGCGGGCCAAGCUGGGCAUGGCUAUGGCCAGCCUGGCAUGGGGCAAAUGACACAGGUCCCUGGUGCAUAUGGCCAUGCCGCUGCGGGUCAGGCGAUGGACAGUCAACAAAAGGCCCAACAGGCUAUGUACCCUGGCUACCCGCAAGGUCCAGGGGGAGGUGACUUUGGGCAGCAGUCACUUUCCCAAGGCUAUCCGGGUCAGAGUCAGGUAUACCCUGGCCAUCCGGGACAUCCCACGCAUCCCGGUCACCCGGCACAAAGCGCCGCGUAUCAAAACUAUCAACGGGAUCCUUGGGGUCGAGGACCGCCGGCGGGCCAGCCCGGCUAUCCUACACACGCGGCAGGUGCGGCUGCUGCCGCAGCGGCCGCCGCCGCCGCUGGACAUCCCGGCUAUGCGACCGCGCCUGGUCAACGCGGUUACCCGGAAGGUUAUGGUCAAAUGACACAACAGGGCCAGAGAGGAGGUUAUCCAGGUUCUGGGUAUCCAAGCCAGACGCCACAGGCCUCAUUCGGAGCGGCUACUCAGGCGAGUUCAGCGCAAGCCGCGAGCGCACAAGUGGCCCAAGGGGCCCACUCUAGGGCGAUGGGAGGUUAUCCCAGUCCCAUGGCACCUAUGAGUGGGGCCCCACAGCGGCCCUCAAGCAGGCCCCAACAGAGUUACCCGUCCCCGUCACGAACACCCACCGAUCAGCGCGCACCAUACUCUCCAUAUAACCAAUACUCGGCAGGACAGCCGACUUCAAUGGCCGGUUCACAGACCAGCUCACUCAACCAAAUGACUAGCGGCAUGGAUCCCUCGUCAUCGCCGUCAUUUAGCACAGCUCCCGGUACACCUUUAGGAGGUUCGAGUACGCCGGCUAAUCCUGGAACUCCAGGAGGUGGCCCGCUGACGCCGUCAACACAGCCGGGGACACCGUCAGGUAAUCCAGCGACGCCAUCGCCAUCUCCUUCGUACCCAAGGGGCUUUCCGUCGCCGCAUCGUCGACCUACACCUACCCCGCCCGCCAGCUCGGCUUCACCAAUGCCGCAGAGUCAAGGAGGGGUCUCAGCUGCGCAACAAUCCCAAGGCUAUUGCCCUAGCCCGUCGCAACUUUCCAGCCCAGCAGCUGCUGGCGGCAGUGCAAGCUUGUCGCCGGCAAGUCAACCAACCAGUUCAGGCGGACCCAACUCAGCUGGUCCAACACCCUCGUCGGGUUCAAGUUCUCUUCAGCAGCUCGAGCAGAUGGUCAUGCCUCAUAUGGGAGGAUCGUCGUCUUCGUCAUCGACGAAACCUUCGACAACGCCAGGCGCGGCGGCUAACCCCCCAUCGGCGGCCACCUCAAGUGCGGCAGCAGGCCAAAAUGCCUCUGCUGGCCAAAUGGGCUACUACGGACAGGGACAGUCUUCGACGGGGGCCCAUGCUCAAAGUGGAGGUUACCCUGGUUAUGGUUCAUCUUCGCAAUACCCACAAGGUUAUGGAGCGCAAAGUGGCAUGCCGGCUCGUCGACCAGGCCAAAUGGAGUACGAUCCGUCAGAUCCUUAUGGUCAACGUGCUGCGGCCGCUGCGAGCAACACAGGCCGACCACCAUAUGGGGCACCUCCUGCUGCUGCUCAGCAUGCCUACGAACAGUAUCAACAACAGCUACAACAGUUGUACAGUAUGCCACAGACAGCUCACACCCAAGCUAAGAUUGCUGACCUCAACGAUAAGAUGCGCCAGAUGCAGGCGUAUUGUACGCCCCAGCAAGGAUUCGCUCCCGGAGAUCCUCGAGCUGCAUAUGCUGCUUAUUCUAGUACUAUGGGGGCCCAGCCACAGACCCCCAAAGAAGAAUCUCUGCCACCGUAUGGUAGCCAAGCUCAGCAACAGCAACAGCAGCAGCAACUUUUACAGAACGCCCAAAUGCAUCAGCAACAAGGAGGUCCGCACCCACAGAGCGGUUACAUGGCCGCCGCCCAAGGACAGGCCACACGAAGUGGCGCCAUGGUAGACGAAUAUGGACGGCCAACAAGCCAAAUGACCAGCAUUUCUUCAGGCAUGUCUCCCCAUGGAUACCCAACUGGACCCCAGACACAACCAGCAAGUCAACCAGCUGCGGACCCCUACAUGAUGACGCCAGAUGACCUUAUGCCCUCCGGGGAGCAAACUCCUGCGCCUAGCAGAGGACGAGGUUCCCGGGGCCGCGGCCGAAAAAAGAAAGAACCUGGCACCGGACGGGGUCGGGGAGCAGCCGCUCAGCAGCGCCAGAUGCAGAUGAUGCAGAUGCAGCAGCAGGCGGCGGCCCAGCAGCAGCAGCAACAGCAACAACAGCAACAGGCGCAGCAACAGGGCCCUUACGGUGCCAUGGCCGCGGGCGGACCUAUAGGCCACCCGCAAGGUUAUCCUCCUCAGGGCUAUCCACCACAGAGUUAUCCUGAUCAAAUGGGUCGUGCCAUGACCGCAGGACAACAUCCUAUGUACGGUCAAAUGGGACAUUCCGGUCAGCAAAUGCAUCCGUCAAUGAUAAGUCAAGCUCAACCGCAGAUAGGGCAACCACAACAGCAACAGCCACAACAACCUCAGCAGCAGCAGGGGCAAUUGGAAUCUAGUGGGCAAUUGAGCCAGCAGCAGCAACAACAGUUAUUGGCACAACAGCAACAACAGCAGCAGAUGGGGCAACAACAACCGCAGCAGCAACAACAGCAAGCAGCACAAAUGGGAGGUCAUCAACAGGCGCAGCAGCAGACACAGCAACAGACACAGCAACCAACAAGCACCAUGGGACAACAAGGUCCACAGGGGCCACAAGGUCCACAGGGCCCUGGACAACAACAACAGCAAAAUCAACAGAUUCCACAACAACCGGCCCCGGGCAUGGUCCAUGAACCUGGCACACAGAUGGAUCCAUUGGGACAAUCCAUAUAUGGGCAAAGUCAGCAGGGUGGGCCUCAACAACAACAACAGCAGCAGAUGGGCCCACAGCAACAACAGGCACAGCAACAGCAACAGGGUCAUGGCCAAGGGCUUCCUCAGCAAAGCGCUGGAGGACCGGGUGGCUAUCAGACGGGAGGUCCUAUGUCUUCGCAAGGAGGCAUGGCUUCCUCGCAACACCCCCUUUAUCAAGGAGGUGAUGGCUCAAAUCAGUCUAAUCCUAUGAUAAGCCAUAUGGCCGGUGACGGACAGCAGCCAAUGUCACAGCUGGAGCAUAAAGGUGACCCAAGUAAUGCACUAGGUCUAGGUCAAUCUGCGGGGUCGCAAAACCAACAAGAAGUAAAAAAGCCAGACCUUAUGCCUGUUGACAAUGACCCUUUAGGGGCGCGUCUACUUCAACCUAAACCGCCGGAUUUUUUACGAGGUCCAGUGAAGCCUGAAGACAGUGGUGAGGCUUCAGUAAAGUCGGACGGCGGUGAUUCGCAAAAUCUCAAUUUGGACCCGACGAAUCCAGCCACGCCGAGCCAGUCAUCACAAGGAUCAUCGCAGGCGGCUUUAUCCACGCAGGGUGAGCCAGUGAAGUUUGGCUCCGAACUACAGGGUCCACCAGGUGGAAACGAUGAGACCUCUGUUUCCAAUACUGGACUUCCGGGUGCUCCCGAAGACAUCUCAAGUGAAGACCAAAAGCCUGCAGGUGAUGAUGGAGCGACUGCUACGUCUGAACAACAACAGCAACAACCCGCACAGCAACAGCUGCCCGGUCAACCGCAAGACGAAUCAACCAACCAGGCGCUUGCAGAAGUAAAAAGUGAGGGCCUGGGCUCAAUGGGAGGCCAGGAGCAACAAGGUGCAAUGGCAAUAGGCGGCAUGCCGCCACAGGCACAGCAGGUGAGCGCACAGGGACCUUCGGUUUCGCAAACCGGGCCUCAGGGUACAGCCCUAACUUCGCAUCCGCAGGCCCAACAACAACAACCACAGCAAGGCGGUAUUGGGCCAUAUGGAAGCCAAGGUGGCUCAUGGGUUGCGAGUUCACAAGGACCUCAGGGGGGCCCACAAGCUACACCGGGAUGGGGAGCUCCGCAAGGUCCGACCUCAGGUAACCCCUAUGACCCUUACCAGAUGUCAUACGGCGGUCAGCCCCCGCCGAGCCAGAUGCCUUCUUGGGACCCACACCAACCACUUCAUGGCGCACCACAACCUGGUCCCCAAACUGGACCACAACCCGGUCCUCAACCUGGUUUACUUUCUGGCCCACAAUCUGGCCCUCAGCCCGGUUCGCAACCUGGCCCACUGCCUGGUCAACAACCAGUACCACCACAAGAAAGCCCCGAAAAAACGAAGAAGGGUGGCCGUAAACGUAAGAAUCAAGAACCUCCUGCUGCACCGCAGCCGCUGCCACAUCCUGCUGGUCCAGUAGCGGAACAACAUCAACAGGUCGCUGGGGCGCAUCAAGUGGGUGGGGGAUUUCCACCACAAACUGCACAGUUUGGCGAAAGCGGCCCUUUUGACUCACAUAACCAGCCAAAUCCAUAUGAGUUUGGGCCAGGGCCGGGUGGUGGUGGCGGAGGCGGAAUAUACCCACCUGGUCAAUAUCCACCAGGCUAUCCAAACCCUAAUGCUCAAAACCCUGGGCCGCCGGGAAACGGCGAGGGCAUUUCGUCGGAGGAGGGCGUCGCCCCGGCGAAAAAGCCGAGGAAGCCGCGGACGCCCAAGGGGCCAGCCCAACCGGGGGACGGUCAGGACCCCAUGGCCCCUGCCAAACAAAAGAAGCCUCGUGGCCGCAAAAACCACCCGGUAACGGAGGCUUCGGCAACAAUGGACCCCAAUUCGAGCACGGGGCCACCAACAGUUGGGAAUGCUGGGGAAUUAACGGGUUCGAGUCAGCUAGCGCCUCCCAGUGAUGCGACGAUAGCAGCAACAAGUGCAGUUUUAGGAGCUGCAACAAAUAGUGCCAGCCCCAAGCUGCCAGACGGAAAUCAAGACCCUAUACCACCCGCGGACUCCGCGUCAACAACAACGGAUACGACCGCCGCCGCAGCCAAGGCCGAAGGUGCUUUAGCACCAGCUUCAAUUCCUACAAAGGCGACACCCACCAAGGCUGAGAAAAGGUCCAGGGCGAAAGACAAGGAUAAGGACAAAGAUAAGGACAAGGACGGUGAGAACAAGGAUGGAAAGGAAGGUGGCAAGGAGGGAGGCGAAAAGGAGAAGGAGAGACCGAAAAAAGAAAGCAAGAAAAAGGAGAAAGAGGAGCCCAUUUCGGCGGAGCAGAUCACUGCCAACCUCAAAGAAUCUCGUCUCAAAGCAGCUGCACAAGCUCUCUUCGAAAAAAAUCAGAAGAAAGCUAAACUGCCCAAGUUGAGCUUGAAAAUCUCCUCAAAGAAAAGAAAAAAGAAGGGCAGUGAAUCCGACAGCGGAGACGAUGCCCCGCGGGAUAAAGUGCCAGCGCCGGAAGACGAAGAUGAUUCGAACAAACGUCGCUCGGGGCGGAACGCCAAUCGGCGAAAGAAGUACGUCGAGAAUGAUUUGGACCUCGACGACGAAGAAUUCCUCAUGCCGAUUAAGGAAACGAAGGUCGAAAGCAACGUGGAAACGGUUGUCCAAACUGUUGUUGAGGAUCAAAUGGUGGUCGAUAAGGUUCUUGCGUCACGCAUGAGCACCAGAAAGGUGCCAAAGAAUCUUGAAGGCGAUAAGCCGAGCCAGGAAGAAAGGGAGAAACAAAAGGAACUAGAUUUUGAAACGAUCGAAGUUGAAGAGUUCUUUGUAAAAUACAAGCUUCAAAGCUAUAUACACUGCGACUGGAAGACUGCCGAAGAACUCGAACUGGGUGACAAGCGUGUCGCUGCCAAGAUUCGCCGUUUCCGGCAGAAAAAGGACGCUAGUUCAAACGUUAUGGACUUCCUCGAAGACGAAGCGUUCAAUCCAGACUAUUGCGAGGUUGACCGUAUCCUUGACGUAGCGGAACAUUGGGUUCAUAAAGAUCAACUGAAAAAGAAAGACGACAAAUCAGAAGAGCUCUCUCCAGCAGGGCAAAAGACCGAGAACCCUGAAAAAAACAGCCAAGGAACGACUUCUCCUAAGAAAGAUUCUGACACCACUGCUGUUAAAACUGAGGUCAAACAAGAGAAAGUUGAAAAAAUUGAGGUCGGGAGAGUUGCAGGCGAAAAGCUUGGCGAACCUGAGAAGGUCGAUGCAGAAAAGACUGAUGGGGAACGCGUUGAAAAUAACGAAAAGGCUGAUAUUAUGAAAUCCGAGACUGAGAAGAGUGACAUCGAAAAAGCUAACACCAAUAAACCAAUUGUCAAUGAAAAAGAAGAUAACAAAAAGGCUACAGAAGGAAAAUUAGCUGAGGUGACAGAGAAGCCAGAAGGUGAGCAGGUUAAGGGUGAAAAGGCUGGCGUGAGCACGACUGAUAGUGAUAGAGUUUCCUCAGGAACUGAAAAGAUAGAGCUAGAUAAGCAGGUAGAAAUGGCCGAGACAACGACGCUCGACAAGGACAAGGAUGAAACCGAUACCGAGGAGGAAGACGAAGCUAAGCUAUCGAAGGACAAGAAAGAGGGUAGUGAAAGCCCCGAAGAGGGCAAGAGCGAAUCGCCAAUCGAAGGCUCGGAUAACAGUGAAAGUAAAAGCAAGACUGAUGAAGACGCCGAUAAAGAUAACAACAGCAGAAAUGAUGAAACCAUCAGUCGAGAUAUAACCAUGACUGAUGCUCAGUCAAAAGACCCUGACAAGAGUGAAUGUAACAAAGAGAGGGUGGAUGAUAGCAAACCAACAUCAGUUGAAAGUUCAGAGCAAGGUAGUAGAGACGAUCAGAUCAGGAAAAACGCGUCACCGUCUAAAAAUGCAACGUCCUUCGAUGAAUCUCUGAAAGAAACGUCUAAAAAGGGACAAGAAGCUGUGUCGACUGAAAACUCUAAAGACAGCUCUGAUACGACAAAAGCGCCCAUCACAAAAGAAGGCGAUGACACUGUUAAGGAUUUCAAAAUUGACGAAGCCGCGAAAGAAAGACAAGCAAAAGAGCCAGACGAUAAGGCUAACAUGAAGCUGGUUAAAUACUAUUUGGUUAAAUGGCGUGGCCUGCCAUAUGAGGAGGCAACAUGGGAAGUCGAGGACGAUGUGCCAGACCUCACCAAAGUCGAGCACUUCUGGAAAUUCCGUAACCCUCCACCCAAAGAGCAGUGGAAGUGCAAAAAACGCCCAAAGCCAAACGAAUGGCGUCAAAUUGACGUAUCACCUGUUUACCGUAAUGGACAGACGCUCCGCGAAUACCAACUUGAGGGAAUUUCUUGGUUGACUUUUUGUUGGUAUAAUCAACAGAAUUGUAUUCUCGCUGACGAAAUGGGAUUGGGGAAAACCAUCCAGUCGUUGGCAUAUGUGAACGAAAUCGUAAAAUACGGUAUUCGCGGUCCGUUUAUGAUUAUCGCGCCACUUUCCACGAUUGGAAAUUGGCAACGCGAAUUCGAGGGUUGGACCGACCUCAAUGUGAUCACUUACCAUGGCUCCAGCGCAUCUCGGAAUAUGAUUCAAGAAUAUGAAAUGUACUAUAAGGAUGAGGAGGGCAAGCGAAUUCUGGACGUCCAGAAGUUUCAGGUGCUUAUCACCACGUUCGAGGUGAUUCUAUCAGACAACCAGGAACUAUCAACUCUCUCAUGGAAAGCGUGUGUUAUUGAUGAGGCACACAGAUUGAAAAAUCGCAAUUGUAAACUGAUCGAAGGUCUCCGUGUGCUGAAGUUCGAUCACAUCGUGCUUCUUUCCGGAACGCCCCUUCAGAACUCAGUUGAAGAGUUGUACUCUUUGCUCAACUUCCUUGAACCAGAUCGAUUUCAUAGCCCUGAGGAAUUUCUUCGGGAUUUCGGAGAUUUGAAAACCGAAGCUCAGGUAGAUAAGCUGAAAGCGGUGCUCAAACCCAUGAUGCUUCGGCGACUGAAAGAAGACGUCGAAAAGUCACUCGCGCCUAAGGAGGAGACGAUCAUUGAGGUCGAGUUGACCAACGUUCAAAAGAAGUACUAUCGUGCCAUCCUGGAGAAAAACUUUAGUUUCCUAUAUAAAGGUACCCAGAGCGUGCCAUCACUUAUGAACACGAUGAUGGAACUACGAAAAUGCUGCAUACAUCCAUACCUCAUUGCAGGUGCCGAAGAACAAAUCCUCGCCGAGGCGAGGCAGAGUGGGGCGCCUGACUAUGCUGUACAGGCCCUUAUACAAGCUUCGGGUAAGUUAGUGCUUUGCGAUAAAUUACUGCCUCGACUCAAAGAAGGCGGCCACCGUGUGUUGAUCUUUUCCCAGAUGGUGCGCUGUCUAGAUAUACUUGAGGACUACCUCAUCAACCGUAAGUACCCUUACGAGCGGUUGGACGGGCGAGUGCGUGGCAACCUUCGCCAAGCGGCCAUCGACCGCUUUUGCAAGCCCGAUUCAGAUCGAUUUGUAUUCCUCCUGUGCACGCGUGCCGGAGGACUCGGUAUUAAUUUGACUGCGGCCGAUACCUGUAUAAUAUUCGACUCUGAUUGGAACCCACAGAACGACUUACAAGCGCAGGCCCGGUGCCAUCGAAUCGGCCAGCGUAAAAUGGUGAAGAUCUAUCGUCUAAUUUGCCGCAACACAUACGAGAGAGAGAUGUUUGACAAAGCGGGCCUGAAACUUGGUCUGGACAAAGCGGUCUUGCAGAGUAUUCAGAAGGAGGGUGGCGGAGGUGGCGGCGGGCAAAUGUCUAAACAAGAAAUCGAGGAGUUGCUCAAGAAAGGUGCCUACGGAGCUAUUAUGGACGAUGACAAUGCCGGUGAUAAGUUUUGCGAGGAGGAUAUUGAUCAAAUCCUUUCCCGGCGCGCCACGACUAUUACUAUCGAGUCGGAAGGCAAAGGAAGCACCUUCUCCAAAGCUUCAUUCGCUGUCAGUAGCAGUCGCGAGGAUAUCGACGUCGACGAUCCUAACUUCUGGGAGAAAUGGGCAAAAAAGGCUAACCUUGACGUGGAAACACUCAACAAGGGUGAGCAGGAAAUGCUUAUCCUGCAAGAGCCUCGAAGGAGAACUCAGGUCAAGCGUUUCGGGGCAAACGAACCUGUUACCGGAGAGCUUGGCGAUAUGGACUCUGACGAGGACGGUGACACCGGUGGGAGAAACCGUAAGGGCGGUAGAGGCAAGCGUGGCCAUGCAGGCGACGCCGAAGACGACGAGUUCCUUGUCGAGAUCUCCCCUGGUAACUGGACCCGGUCGGAGUGCUCGAACGUCGAAAAGGGCAUGCUUACUUUUGGCUGGCAGCGAUGGAAUGAAUGUAUCGCGUAUAGCGCUUGGCGCCGACCAGUCAAUCCAACACAGGUGGAGCAUAUGGCACGUGUUAUCCUACUGUUUUGUCUGCAAUGCUAUAAAGGCGAUGACAAGAUUAAAGCAUUCAUCUGGGACCUCAUUGAACCACCUAAUGUAAAUCCGCCCGCUCCGGGUGGUGAGUCCAAGCGAGGCCGACCCGCGUCGAGACGAAUGAGGAACCACUCAGGUCUCUCGGGGCCUGUGCCCCGGGGCAAAAAGGCUAAGAGAGGUCUUAAUGGGCUCGACGCAGAGGACUCGAAGGACGCGGACGAGGAAAGCGAUAGACUGCGCGAGUGGGCUCGUACCGAAGAGUUCGACACCGAGAUCCUCUUGAGCGAUGAAGUCUAUCGCAAACACCUCCACCGGCAUGCCAACAAAGUAUUGCUACGCAUCCGUAUGCUGUACUACCUCCAGCAUCACAUCUUGGGUGAGACCCUGUCGCAACGUGUAUUAACAGCCAGCGAAGAAAACCCACUGAAGAGCGAAGAGAUUGAUACGAUCAUGCCGACGCCUCCGAAUCCGGACGGUGAUCCACCAGCUCCCUGGUGGACAGAAGUGUGCGAUAAGCAUUUACUAGUCGGCGUAUUCAAGCACGGCUACGAGCGAUACGCCCAAGUGCGACAGGACCCCGAGCUCAUAUUUCAUAAGAUAUGCGCCGAUUCGGGAACUGAGCGUAACAAUAACAUAAAGGCAGGCGUAGAUGAGAUCGAAGAGGACACCCAGGAAGGCUCUAAUAGUCAGGAAGGUUCAGAAGACCUUAAGGAUAAGAAAGAUGCUAAAGAGGACAAGAACAAGAAAGAGGCCAAUGAAGAGAAAGGAAAUAAGAAGGAGGCCAAUGAAACAAAUGAGGAUAACCCCAAAGAAAAGGCUAGUGAAGGUAACGGAGAAAAAGAUAAGGAGACUAACGGGGAUAAGGAGAAGAAAGAAGCUAAUGAAGAGAAAGACGAGAAGGAAGCUAACGAAGAUAAGGACAAUAAUGAGGCAAAGAAAAAUGGCGAUAAGAAGAAGGCUGAUGAAGAUAAAGAGAAAGAUGAGACCGAAGAUAAGGACAAAGCUCAAACAAAAGAGGAUAAAAACGAGGUUGAGAUCAAUGACGAAGAGGAGAAAGAUAAAGAUAAGCUGCAGGAGGAUAAACAAGACAUAUGUCAGACCGCAGAAGAUGCAGAGAAAACUGAAAAAGGGAAAGACAGAUUAAAUAAUGAAGAGGAGGACGUUGAAAAGUCAAGCGAAGAUACAAUCGAAGGUGAGACAGCGAAUGAGCACAUUAAAAAGAAGGGCGAUGGUGAGAAAGACACUAAUGAAGGCAAAGAAGCUGAUAAGGAAACAAAGAAGAAAAAUGGAGAGGAAGAUAAAGAUGAUGGCAACGAUAAGGAUAAUAAAGACGUCGACAAAGAAGACGUAGAGAUGAAGGAGGCUAAGAAAGAACCGGAAGAAGAGAAUAACGAUGUGGUCAAAGAAGAGAAAAAAGAGCCAGAAGAAGUCAAGCAAGAAAAGAUGGAGCACGAAGAUGCUAAGAUUGAAGAUAAGACCGAAAAACCCGAAGAGAUCAAGAAAGUUAAGCCUGAACCCAAGGGCAAAAAGGGUAAAGAGAAGAAGGGCAAGAAGCGUAAAAUUGAAGAGGAUGAUCUCAGUAUAGCCAAGAACGAUGAACAGAAAUCCAAGGGCGCUGAAGAUGCUGACUUGUCUAACCCAACAAAGGAGUCCGAUAGCAUUGAUACGACGAAACAAGAUGCAGACGCUGAGAAGAAGGAUGACAGCAAAGAGGAGCCGUUAAGAGAGGUCUCGAAAUCGAUGCCAGGCACAAACGAGCUGAAUCAGCGGGUGCGGCGACUCGUGACGGCUUACCAGCGCGAGCAUAAACGCAGGGAACUCCUCGAGAUGCAGAACACCAACAAAGCGAUACGAGAGAGUCGGCGUUCGGAUAGGUUCGAUUCGAACCGAGUAGCCGCGGCUGCCGCGUCCGCCGCAGCCGGAACAACGAACCAACAACCUGCUGGCUCCACUCCCGUAAACACAACAGCCAUUACGGGGGCCCCCGGUGGGGCAGGUAGCGGGUUGCUGGGCAGGCCCAUGCUCACCUCGAAGCAGAGUCUGUUUACCGGCGCCCUGUAUGCGGCUGCGACGGGUCAGGCGCCGAGGUGGUCGCGAAGGGAAGAAUCGGAGUUCAUCCGCACACUAUCGGUAUAUGGGGUCGAUUACGAUCCUGAGAAAGAAGAGUUCCGCUGGGAGGCCUUCAGAAGGGUCGCCGGCAUCGGCAAGCUUGACAAGAAAAGCGAUAUUCAACUCACGCUUUUCUACAUGGCAUUCAUGUGUAUGCUCAAGCGUUGUAUGGCGCCUCGCUUAAAGACAACUGCCGAAGAGGAGCAAGCAGCUACCGUGCAUCAAGUCGAAACGUUGUCUGAACAGCGGGCGUUCAACAUUUUCCACCGUGUGGAAUUUCUGCGCAAAAUUCGUGAGAAACUUACUCCAACUCCAUCGAGCAUCUCGGCUCUCAAGGAGCGGCUACGUUCGAAGUGCAAACCCGACCCCGAACUUCCAGAAUGGUGGGUGUGCGGGCGUCACGACGCCGAAUUGAUCGUGAUUGCCAAGCGCUACGGGCUCGCCCACCUUGACUACGCGAUGAUGUGUGAUACCACCGUUAGUUAUCUCAACACUCUCAAAGAGCACCUCAAAAGCGCCGCUUUGCUAAAUAAGAGUAGUCACAACAGGCACCAGGUGAGGGAGAUCAAAGACGUAAAGGACACUUCGACGCGCGAUCAGCAACGUGACGUUAAGAAAGACAAUGCACCGGAGACUAUUGAAAAAGCAAAAACUGACAAAGCCGAAAAAGCUGAAAAAGAUAAGGACAACACCAAGAACGAUAAAGUAGAGCUCAUGGACACAAGUGAGUCACCAGAAAUAAGCAGAGAUAACAACAAAACCAACAAAACCAGUGUGGAGAAGACUGAAAAGGGAGCUCAUGCAUUUGAAGCAGAUGAGAGAGACGAAAAACAGCCCGGUGAAAUGGAGGUCGAUCAAGACGAUAUCAAGGGCCAAGGUGAAACAGACAAGCUCACCGCAAAUGGCGAACAACAGACUCGAGCCCAGAGAGAGGAGUCGCCAAAAUCUGACAGCACCGAGCCCUUGGAUGAAUCGGAGGAGAAAGAACGCGCCGCUUCAUUGGAGUCCGGAAAGGCUAAUAACUCCAAGUCUGACGGCGACGUUGAAAUGGCAGAGGAACUCGAAAAGGAAACGAACAAUGCCAGGGAUAACCGCGCAUCAAAAUCGCCUGAGAUUGGACUUGAUGACCAAGAAGAAAUGGAAGUUGACUCAGAACCAACAGAGAAAAAGACUGACAAAGUAGAGAAGGCUGACAAAUCUGACAAGGCUGGAAAGAUUGACGGGACUGAGGAGACUGACAAGGCCGAGAAGCUUAAAAAGGUCGGGAUGGCUGAUAAAAGCAAAAAGGCGGAUAAAGCCCACAAAACUGACAAAACUGAUAAGACCGGUAAGAUCGAAAAUGAUAAAGUGAGCGAAGACAUCAAACAGAAGAAGCCAAUUAAAGAGGAAAAACUUGAUAAUGAUAAGAUGGAGGCAGGUGCUGAAACAGACGCUAUUGGGAAGGCCAAGGAGUCUAUCGUCAAGAAAGAAAAAGAGAAGAAAAAAGAGGAUGAGAACAAAUCCACCGCGAUCGUAACAGCUUCGAACGGUACUCCUGAACUCGAACCCGAGCCUGAAACUUCCAGUAUCCUCACACCUCAGGAAAUCGCAGCCAUCGAUGCGCUCGACGCACAAGGCGUUGCCAAACUCGUGGCGAAGCAGCCCUCACUUUGGCCCAAUGAUAAGUUGAUGCGCAAACGGCUUGAGUUUGUUGUAUAUGCAGCCGAGCAAGGACAAUGGCCAGAACAAGUAACAGGCAUUCUACUUGUUGAUCCAGAUCGACUUGAAGAAGAGCAACGCCACCAACAAGCUGCUCAACAGCAGGCCGCCCAACAGGCCGUACAACAACAGGCUGUUCAACAAGUCACUGGCCAGCAAGCCGUCACCCAGCAACAAGUGCAGCAACAACAACAACAAUCACAGCAACAACAAAUGGCAACAGCUGCACAGCAACAAUUCCAACAACAACAGGCCACCGCGCAACAGCAGUUACAACAACAGAACACAACGCUGUCAGGAACGCGCUCUCAACAACAGGUCGCAGUUGUGGGGGCACCACAAGCGGUGCAACAACAGCAGCAACAGGUUACUGCGCAGCAGCUGCAGCAACAACAACAACAACAGCAAGCGCAACAGGUUCAACAGACACAACAGGCCGCUGUGGCGCAGCAGCAGACGGCAGCACAGCAACAAGCACAACAACAGGCAGCAGCACAACAGCAGCAGAUAGCAGCACAGCAGCAAGCACAACAACAGGCCGCUGCGGCGCAACAACAAGUGGCAGCAGCAACAGCAGCACAGCAACAAGUGCAACAACAAGCUCAACAGCAGCAAUCGACGUCCAGCCACCAGCUGCCCCGGCUUGACGGUCAGAUACUGGGUGCACUGGCGGGUGGACUCAACAUGAAAAGCCUGGAUCUGAUGGGCUUAAACGCCACCGGUGGCCUAAGUGCCGCCAAUCUAGCUGCUCUUAGUGCCGCAAUGAACCUUCUAACAAAUCCCGUCCCUAAGCCGGGAAGGAGAGGCAGGAGCAGCAGGCAGGAAAACAAGGAUAAUGAUGAUCGUUCCGCGCAGCUUCGCGCUAUGCUUUCCGCCACAUUUGCGCAACAAGGCAACCCACUGAAGCAAUUCCAACAGAUGCUGUCGCUCCAGACCCCUUCUUCCGAGGCACUGGCGAUGGAGAUGUCGAAAAGCGGCAUGUCGUCGUUAUCGUCGAUGGCCGGAUUGUCAAAUAUGGCUGCGGCUGCAGCAGGCACCAGUGGAGUUACGGCUGCUGGACUUAGCGCGGCUGCUGCCGCUAACACCGCUACUUCCAGCAGCAGUGGCAGCAGUAACAGUACAAUUAGCAGUAGAGACAAUAAAGAUGUCAAUCUGAAACAGCAGCAGCAACAACAAUCCGCUGUUGAGUCAGCUGUGACUGUAGCAGUGAAAUCGGAGAAAAGACCCGCCGAUACACCGCCGCCCGCUCAUCAGUCUCAUCGCGGAGGGCAAGGUGCAUCCGACUCGCUCGAUCUAAGCGGUCCUUCAAAAUCGGGCAAGGCGGUCGAGCAACCCCCACAAUUAGCACAGCAUCAACGCCCCGCGUCUGUCGAAUCGUCGGUGGAGUCCGAGUCGUCUCAGGAGAAGAAGGAGCGUAGCGGCCCAACUUCUGCUUCCGAAGGGACGUCGACAACCAUCCUCGACCUGAGUUCCGCGAACCCCGUGAAGGACAAGGCAGAUCCGGCAGACAAGCGUAGGCAAGGCUCAUUGUCAAAGAAAGGCGGCUUCCGAAUUGACGCGUUGGCGCUCAACUUGCAAGCCAAAAAACUCAAACAAAGUGGAACCGGGGGCUCAGGAGAUGGCGACAGCGGGCCGCAAGCACCUUCGUCCGGCCAGCACUCAUCCGAUGAAGGUUUGCUGUCCCAGUCGCACGUUCUCGCCGAGCCCCCGAUGUCGCUGCUCGCGCCCAAAGCCCACCAGAAGCAUCCGGCCUCGUCCGCUAGUAGUGCGACGAGCAGUCUCGGCAGUCUGGCGUCUAACAUAGGCAUGACUAGCAUGUCCAAUAUGGCCUCACUCACAAGCAGCACUCCGCCUGUGGCCCACCAAGGCUCCAAAAGCUCGGACAAAGCCGCUCCACAAGCGCCCGAUACUGCCUCGCUACAGGGCAAACCAACAGCUGCGCAUCAGGGCAGCAAGGGCACAGGGCUUCCUGCUGGCACAGACCUCCUGCUCGCCAAGGUAGCACAAGCCCAGCUCGCUGCAGCGGCCAGCAAAAACAAAGAUAGCACCAAUCUUCUUAAAGGCGUAGGCUCCUCAAAAAAUCCGAGUUUGUCACUUUCAACGCUGCUGAGUCAGAUGCUACCCACAUCUCUUGCGUCAGCGAUGGCCAGUGGGUCCAACUCCGCUGCAUCCGCGCUUUUCUCCACUGCUGGAGCGAGUUCCAGCAAGGAUUCUUCCAAGGCUAAAUUACCAACCUGUACUGACAACCAGUUCAAGAAGAUGCUUGAGACCAAUCCCGACUUUUUAGCAGCCGCGUUGGGUAGCGCCGGCGGCAACCCCGCCAAUACCAAGGCUCUGGCAUUUGCCAUGGCUGCAGCCAUGGCAGGUACUGGGGCAGGAAGCAACCAGUCCAUGGAUCUUUUUGGAGGUCUGUCAGGGAUGGGCGGAAGUAUGGGUCAGUUAAGUCAGAAGCCGUCAAGCAGUCUACAGUCGGUCCCGGGCACCAGUUCCAGCCGACCAUCUAGCAUAGACCCCACGAAAUUGGACCCAAGUAAGCUUACCGGUGAAGAGAAUGUAUCCGUAAUUAACAAACUGACCGGAAAGAAGAUUACUGGCAGUAAAGCACCCCCACUAAAGCAUCUACCCGAAUGGCUUGAACGCAACCCAAUGUUUGAAGUUGAGCCUAAAUGGGGCCAGCUCAUCAAGGAGCGUAUGAAUUUGCACAAUACGCCAAAGGUGUCCACUUUGGGCGCUAGUGCCGCUGAUUCCCUGGCCAGCCUUGGCUCUAUGGCCGCCGCCUCUGCAGCGUCCGCAGCCCAACACCAAGCAAUUGGCAAGAACAAGCCACGAAGCAGUUCCAGUUCCGGUCGGCAGAGUUUGAGCUCUCUUGAUCCCAAAACAGCAGCACUGCUAGCGAGCCUUCAAAGCGAUCCUAAAACAACCGCCACUCUACUGGGCAUGGACCCAAAAACAGCUAGUUUGCUUGCGGGACUGCAUAAAGACACGAAAGGUGCCAGCUCAAGCACAUCUACGACCAACUCAAGCAAUCUCCUAGGUCUCGAUCCAACCACGGCCAGUUUGGCUAGCGAUCCCAAAGGUGCUGCAGCCCUUUUGGCUGCGGCUGGCCUAAUGCCAGGCACAAGCAGUAUGGCCGGCCUAGCUGGGCUUAAUCCAAUGACUGGUUUGCCUGAUCUUAAAUAUCUUAUGGGCCAAACUGGCGUCAAUACGUCAUCUUCAGGCAAGACAACAACCUCCACCUCUGUAAGUCAUUCUCAGAGUAGCAGGUCGCUCGGUAGUUCUGGUGGUAGUGGAGGUAUAGGCGGAGGAAGCAGUAAAAAUGCGGCAGCGGCAGCAGCAGCAGCAGCUGCAUCUGCAGCGAACCCGAUUUUCCUGCCAUGGAUGGGUCUCGGAAAUCCACUAUUCCCCUUGUCUGGGCUAGGUACCCCAACCUCCAGCGCGUCAUCCAUAAUGCCCCAGAUGUCCCAAUUCGACGCUGCUGCCGCCUUGGCUGCAGCGGCCGGUGCCUCACAAGCUAUGGCUGCCAGCGACAAAAAUAAGAAGUCUGGGUCCUCCAGCUCAGAUAAAAGCUCAAAGAAAGGCCCCACCAGCUCGACGUCGUCGUCGACGUCCAGCCUAAACCCAAUGUCGUCUUUCCCCUUCCUGUAUCCAUCAGCUAGCCUGUUGGCUGGCUACCCGCUCGGUAUCCCAGGAUUCUCGGGUAUGCCGGGACUUUCCGGGUUACCCGGGUCGGGUCUUAAUCCUAAUCUUCUUCCAGGCGCGUCAGGCAUGUCUUCUAGCUUCGCGUCGUUAGCCCAUCAAAACGUAAAUGGACAGAUUGACAAGGAGAGGAAGCGACGCUCUGAUAGCGUCUCCAAGCGGCAGGUGUCUCCAGCUCGCAGUGUGGGCUCGACGAAGUCGUCGGCGGCGCCCAGUCCCAGCUCGAGCAAGUCGGCCACCCCCGUGCCCCAGCCGCCCUCCAAAGACAUGCGUGAGGACCGGGAGGAGGACGAGGAGGGCGACGAACUCAAGGACGGCCCCAACCCAGAUGGCGGCAAAGAGAAAGCAUAAUCCUAGGUGACAACAAUAACGAUGGAAAUUGGACCAGCUUUCGUUAGCCCACCACACUAUCGACCCACCGACUGAAUGUAUUACUACUACUAGUAGCAUCAUCAACGUCCUGUGGCAUUCACGUCGGAAAGUCCUGCGUACAUCGUCCCUGGCGUGUACAUACAUUUCGCGACAUGGACAUUUUUGCCGCAAUGGCAAAUAGCAACAUCAGCAAGAAAAGCAACAACAACAGGUUCAUCUCCAGCAACCUGAUGAAACCAAUCUACCAGCUGCAACAAGCAUCACAACAAUAGAAACAACAACAAUUAGACAUAUUUGAAAUAGUUUUUCAGAACAAACGCGAGUGCGCUCAAAGCGCGACCCUACACACGGUGUGGUUAGGCUUUUCUCUAAGGGGCUUGGUUUUUUGAAUUCUCUUUUUUGUGUUGUAUAAAUAUGUAAAUGUAACUUAUUGAAUAGUUUAGAGAAAGAUAAGACAGAAGGGAGCAAGCAAGAAAGAAGCGGGACAGAACGAGAUAAGCGAAAACGGGAGAGCAAGACACUGCACGGCAGAUGAUGAUAACAAUUAUAAUAAUAAGAAGACUUUGCGUUGAAACGGAAUAUAUAUAUAUAUAUAUAUAUACAUAUACAUAUAUAAAUAAUAAUAAUAAUAAAGAGCGCGAAAAUGGGGAUGGACGAGAAAGAAGAAAGCCAGCGAGAAAACGCGUAAAAGAGAUAUAAUGAUGCUGAUAAUAAUGAAACGUACAGAUAUUGCAUGAUGCGACGUGAUGCUAAUAAUAAGCACAGCGAUGAUGAUCCUGACCAUGGGAAAAGUUAAUGAUAAAAUACCGCUGACCCGCAAGUCGACCCGAUUCCUUUGCAUUACGAAAGCGACAACGCAAAAACUGGUGAGACUGGGUGAGGAGGGACCGGUCAUUGAGGUCGAGCUGCCCCGCGGGCCACGGGGGCCGUGUCCGUUCUCUUUCGAGAUUAGUAAGCCACUUUUAUUUUUUAUACAGUACGCGUGCAUGUGAGAACGAAGAGGAGACAGGGAGGACAAGAAAGGAAGAAAUAAAAUGGAGAAGAAAAAUCGUGAAGGACAAGGGAGGGAAGCUUUGGAUCGCUGACGCAACAGCAAUCGCUGCAAGAACGAAACAGGAAAACGGGUCAAAAAUUGAGAGAUUUAUUUGAAAAAAAACAGGUCCAGAGAGAAGCUUAGACAAUGUAAGUACGAGAGAAAAAUAGGGCUGGGGAAGAGUAUUCAUUUAUAUAACAACAGAAACCACAACCAGAAUCCAUGUAGGUGUCCGCACGUACUGUAAAGGUUGUCGCUGACGUUGGCGUAAUGUUACGUUAGGUGAGCGUAAACAAUUCAACUUGUGGUGGUAAUAGCGAAAUUCGUCGUGAAGAACACAAUUAAAUACAAACUGGACGACAGUAGUAAUAAGGGGAAAUAGAGGAAACGAAAAAAGGCCGAUUUAGACGCGCCUUAUUGCCUACAUAAUAAAACGCCGUGGAUUAGUUUCCCACGCGUGCCAACUAAGGCCCCCCACUGCUACUGCUGCUGUUAAUCAUGAAAAACAAUGAUGAGGGUAUGACUGAGUACGUAUGCGACUAGACAUGAAGACGCUGAGGGAGUUAGCGCAGCUCUGAUUAUGGUAGUUUUUCAACGAGGGAAACAAGAUGCAGUGAGCAACGGCACUAAGAAAAAGAACCAUGAACCUUUGUGAACCAGGAACACAAAAAUAACAGCAACAACGACAAGAACACCAGCAACAACCAUAUGACAACAACAACCACAAUACUACUAACAAUAAUGAAAUGCCGAUAAUAAUGAUAAAAUAAUAAUUAUUAUUAUAAUGAGAGACACCAAACUACAGGGCGACAAUGUGACAUACUUCGUAGAGAUAUGUAGAAAAGAGAUUUUGGAAGACGGGACGCGAACAGCUGUAACUAGUAGAUAACGAUGAUCAGUCGAAACAAAAAGAAAGAGGGACCGACAGAGAGCGAGAGAGAGAGAGAGAGAGAGCAAGAGAGAGAAAGAGAGUGCGCGCGAGAGAGAGAGAAAGAUAGAUAGAGAGAGCGAGAGAGAGAGAAAGAGAGAGAGAGAGAGCAAGAGCAACAGCGAGAAAGAGAUAAUAAAGAGAAAGAGAAUAUCUUAAAGAAAUGACAGACGCGCACAUCAUGAUCAGAUACGUGACACGUUAAAGAUGUUUUUUUUUCGACUGAAGAUGGUCACUUGCACACACAAACAUAUACACGUUACUUAUGUAUACCCAAGAGUAACGAUGAAAAGCGAAACACACACAGGCACAACACGAGCAACGCCCUACAAAUCUGAGCGACGACACAAAGGAAGACAGCAAAUUUGACUCAAUCAUUUGUUACAAAUAAUUAUAAUAGUAGCAGUAACAAUAAUAAGAAGAUGACCACUGAUGCUGAUCAUACUAAUGGUGACAAUAUUCGACGAAACAAGCUGAGAUAAAACGGCGAAUGAGAGAAAAAAUUGAUUGAUUGUCGUCUAUAUAUAUAUAUAUAUAUAUAUAUAUAUAUAUAUAUAUAUAUAUAUAUAUAUAUAUAUAUGACCUGGUGGAAUUCACUAAAAUGAGAAUUACUUUAUUAUUAUUGUGAUAUAGUGUUACGUGUAAAUACAUUUCAGAGACGAUAAUAGUAAUAUUAUAUUAUUAUUAUCUAAAGAAGAUAAAUAAAACAUAGCUCGAUAGCUGUAUAAUAAUAAUAAUAAUUAUAUUAUUAAUAAUAAUAUCAGACGAGACUUGGCUGAAUAUUGAUCAUACGCAUAGGUACUUAAUAGAUUUAAGUUAUGCGAUCUUCUAAUAAAGAAUAAAUAAUAAAUGUGCGAUGUAAA
Varroa destructor (honeybee mite) is the source of this 23833-nucleotide messenger RNA. RefSeq lists its product as uncharacterized. Lineage: Eukaryota; Metazoa; Arthropoda; Arachnida; Mesostigmata; Varroidae. The record is from RefSeq and is a predicted model, not a curated record. Gene Ontology annotation, molecular function: ATP binding; protein binding.